AUGAGGUCACGCAAAGACCGGAUAUCAAUGCAUGAAAUGUCAUUUCCGGUGGUAAGAAGCGGGGCUACACCUUUAAUUUCAGGAACUAACUCAGACUAUAAAGUGGUGGUACUUGGCGCCGGUGGUGUCGGAAAAUCGUCAGUGACUGUGCAAUUUGUGCAGGGCGUAUACGUUGAAAGUUACGAUCCCACCAUUGAGGAUUCUUAUCGGAAACAAAUCGAAAUCGACGGAAGACAAUGUGAUUUGGAGAUUUUGGACACCGCAGGAGUAGCCCAGUUCACUGCUAUGCGUGAGUUGUAUAUUAAAAGUGGAAAAGGCUUCUUGUUGGUAUACUCUGUGACCGAUGAAAAUUCGCUCAAGGAGUUACUUGCACUUCGAGAUCAGGUGUUGAGAAUCAAGGAUCUGGACUCGGUGCCCAUGGUGUUGAUUGGUAACAAGUGUGACUUGGAAGAGGACAGAGUGUUAUCAAUUGAUGAUGGACUUCAAGUAUCUCAAGAAUGGGGGAUGGUUCCAUUUUAUGAGACCAGUGCUAUGUACAAGACCAACGUUGACGAGGCAUUUGUGGACGUUGUGCGCCAGAUAAUGAGAAAAGAGGCCGAAUUAUCGGAGGAAAAGAAGCAGCAAAAGUUGCAAAAGCAGGCUGAGGCUGGCCCCGAUGCGCCUGCAGGCGCUGCCGAGGCCGAACCGGCUUCGCAGACGGUGGCUGAGAAGAGACGAUCGAGACAACGGCUGGUGGCCACCGAGGGCCAUAAGUCGAAAUGUUGCACGAUUAUGUAG
This is a messenger RNA of Meyerozyma guilliermondii ATCC 6260, 777 nucleotides long. It is a transcript of the gene RSR1, whose product is annotated as Ras family GTPase. The transcript has a single exon. The record is from RefSeq and is a predicted model, not a curated record. Lineage: Eukaryota; Fungi; Ascomycota; Pichiomycetes; Serinales; Debaryomycetaceae. Gene Ontology annotation, molecular function: GTPase activity; GTP binding; GDP binding. Gene Ontology annotation, biological process: signal transduction. Gene Ontology annotation, cellular component: plasma membrane. The coding region runs from base 1 to 777 and encodes 258 amino acids.